CGUGUGUUUGUUUACCCAGCUAUUGAGCGUUUGCGACGUAAAAAUGCGUUUCCCUGCCAGUUAAUAAUCGCGUUAGCGACACGCCAUACACCACUGGAAAGGGUUUUCAAAAUUCUGCACUAUUCCGCGACAAGGUUUAUAGGUUACGAACUGGAGAGAGCAAACUUUUAAACUGUUUUUUGGACGCGAAGUGGACAAACUCCACACCGGCCAUCUUUGCUAACUUGGCUAGCUCUCCUUGCUAGCGGGAAAAACUAUUUUGGAUUCCAUAAAAAAAGGUCACCAUCAGAUCUCCGAGCAAAGCCGCAAGUUCGUUCGUCCGUUAGUCCGACUGCGACAUGUAUUGACACCGCCGCUAAACAAUCAGACCCAGAGUUUCCCCUGGCUGUGUUCGGAUCUCCGGUUUAGCGUUCCACGUCGUCAUGUCGUCGUUUUCCGAGUCUGCCUUGGAGAAGAAGCUGUCCGAGCUGAGUAACUCGCAGCAGAGCGUCCAGACGCUGUCGCUGUGGAUCAUACACCACCGCAAACAUUCAGGCACCAUCGUCCGUGUGUGGCAUAAAGAGCUGAAAAAAGCCAAAAGCAGCCGGAAGCUGACCUUCCUUUACCUCGCCAACGACGUUAUUCAGAACAGUAAGAAGAAAGGACCCGAGUUCACGCGGGAUUUUGAAGGUGUCCUCGUUGAUGCCUGCUCACAUGUAGCGAGGUCGGUGUGUCCUGGGCAAAGGAAAGUCUGUUUCUCACACGUUGUUUCUCUUUAUCACCUGUACCUGUUUGUCUCUCUUACCCUAUUCAACCUCAUAUUCCUCCAUUUAAUAAUAUCUGUGUGUGUGUGUGUGUAUAGGGAAACAGAUGAGAGCUGCAGGAAGCACAUGGAGAGGCUGUUGAACAUCUGGCAGGAACGCAGUCUCUACCGCGCCGAUUUCAUCCAGCAGCUCAAACUGGCCAUCGAGGACUCCAACAGCCCCAGACACAAAGUUGCAGACGAGAAGAAGGGGCUGAAAAGAACGUUCCAGAAGGUUCAGGAAGAGGAAGAGGAAGAUGAUGACGACGAUUACAGGGCGCAGUAUUCUCCCCACGAGACAGACGCCACCGGCCCACAGCUGACGGAGGAGCUGGUUAAAGCCCUGCAGGACCUGGAGAAUGCUGCGUCCGGAGAUGCCACCGUGCGGCAGAAGAUCGCCUCGCUGCCUCAGGAGGUGCAGGACGUCUCUCUGCUCGAGAAGAUCACAGAUAAGGAGGCAGCAGAUAAGCUCUCUAAGACGGUGGAUGAGGCGUGUCUUCUGCUGGCUGAGUAUAACGGGAGACUGGCGGCCGAGCUGGAGGACCGCAGACAGCUGGCCCGCAUGCUGACCGAAUACAUCAACAGCCAGAAGGAGGCGCUGAGCGAGAGGGAGAAAAAACUCGAGGAGUACAAGCAGAAGCUGGCGCGAGUCACUCAGGUGCGCAAAGAGCUCAAGUCUCACAUCCAGAGCCUGCCCGACCUCUCGCUCCUGCCCAACGUCACCGGAGGACUGGCGCCGCUGCCCUCGGCCGGAGAUCUCUUCUCGACCGACUGAUCGGUUCUUCUCUCUUCGUCCCUCCAUCCUCAGUCUGGACUCUGAUUCCACCGUCACCAGCCGAUCAGCUGAGAUCAGGCCAGAUCCUCAGCUUCUGGCCUUUGUGUUCGGUUUUUAGAAGGAAAAAAAUAAUAAUUCCUGCUGAGUUUUCACCGACAGAGCGAACGUGAACAUGACUCUGCCGUCUUAUCGUUAUUAGAGGAGGUUUUUGUUUGUUUUUUUGUGCUUUUUUUAGUUUUACUGAUUUAGGGUGUGAUUAGGCUUUAUUUGCUUAUUAAUAACCCCAUGAGGUGUUUGUGAAAAAAGGCUUGCUCAGACACCCCUACCCCCCCAUCCCUCCAUACCCCCCAUUUUUCAUUUGCUCAGUUAUACAGACUAGGUAGCUGAUAUAAAGGAAAUAAACAGUGACAGUGACAGACAUUCAUCAUCAGCUGCCAUUGGAGCGGCGCCAACUAGGGCUGGGCAAUAUACUCUGAGUGUGGUGUUAUCACGAUCUUGAAUCUUCUUUGGAGAAAUAAAGCUCGCCCAUAUGAAACUUUUGUGUUAAACAAAUAGUACUAAUUCAUUUUAAAAAAUCGAAUGUAAACACGUUUCCAAAUAGACAUGUUUGGUCUCUGAUGUUUGCUCCGUUUGGAGCUAUAAUAAGAAAUGGAAAUCUAUCUCAAUCUAAAAAAUUUUUCCUCAAACCAUGUGACUUUCCGUAAUCUGUACACAUGAACGUUAUGAGGGUGGCCAUCUUGAAUUACGUAUAUUAUACUCCUUUUAUUUUUUUUCCCCACGAUGUACUGAUUUGGGUUUGUUUUGAAUAGAAAAGCUUUUGGGUGACACAGACGUCCAUUACUUGUUAGUACCGAUGACACUUUGUUAAAGAAAUAGCAAUAAUUUGGCCAAAAUGUUUCCUAUAAAUAUUUUCCUCAAACCACGUUCUCGAACACGGCGUGAGGUCCUAUAGUCCAUAAAAUCAGUUUCACCCAUGUAGCUGAAUGCUGGAACAUUGCGGUAACCUUACGACAGCGGCCAUUUUGGACAGACACCCCCUCCCCCAGAUCCAACUGCACUUGAAAUCCAGAAAGUGAUGUCGAUAUACUGAAUAUACUGUGCUGUUAUAUAACCCAUCGAUUUUGGUGCUAUUUUUUUGAGGAUUUUGGGUGACAUAGAAGUCCAUUACUUAUCAGCCAAGACAUUUUGAAUGUUCUGUUGCACUGGAGUAUUUCCAUUUCCUGUUAAGAUCUUCCUCAAACCAUGAUACAGUGAUACAACUACCUGUAAUCUACAAACAUGAGCAUAAACCUCACAGUGUAGCUUAACCCUGGAACAUUACGACAGCAGCCAUCUUGGAUCAACUAGAACUUUUUCUCUUUUUUUGCUUUUUUUUUUUGCUUUUUUUUUGCUUUCACCCCCCAAAGUUCGAUGGUGUAAGUUUACCUAAGACUAUUUUACCUAAUACGUUGAUUUGGCUAUGUAUUGAUUAAGACAAAUGGUUCAUAUGUACUAACAAGAAAUGGAAGUCUAUGGCAUAUUUUCUAAAGUAAAAGUAAUAGUAAUAAUUUGUAGUAAUUAUAGUAAUAAUUUGGCAAAAAAAAAAAUCUCUUUACUCCUUACUGAAAAUUUGAGUUCUUGGACACAGUGUGACUUCUUAUAAACAUUAACGAUAAACAGUAAUCAAUAAACAUGAACAAAACUUUA
Messenger RNA from Ictalurus furcatus (blue catfish), 3242 nucleotides. It is a transcript of the gene rprd1b, whose product is annotated as regulation of nuclear pre-mRNA domain containing 1B. The record is from RefSeq and is a predicted model, not a curated record. Gene Ontology annotation, cellular component: RNA polymerase II, holoenzyme. Lineage: Eukaryota; Metazoa; Chordata; Actinopteri; Siluriformes; Ictaluridae. Gene Ontology annotation, molecular function: RNA polymerase II complex binding. The coding region runs from base 423 to 1556 and encodes 377 amino acids. The transcript has 7 exons. Gene Ontology annotation, biological process: mRNA 3'-end processing.